Messenger RNA from Neltuma alba, 1456 nucleotides. Its product is annotated as chlorophyll synthase, chloroplastic-like. NCBI's taxonomy places the organism in Eukaryota, Viridiplantae, Streptophyta, Magnoliopsida, Fabales, Fabaceae. The record is from RefSeq and is a predicted model, not a curated record. Gene Ontology annotation, biological process: chlorophyll biosynthetic process. Gene Ontology annotation, cellular component: membrane. Gene Ontology annotation, molecular function: chlorophyll synthetase activity. The coding region runs from base 51 to 1178 and encodes 375 amino acids. The transcript has 15 exons.
CUUCUCUCUGAUCGUGUCAUCUUGAUUCCCAAGCUCAUAUCUUCAAGGCAAUGGCUUCUAUACUCUGCAUGGCCUCAGUUUCACCGCAGAAAUUAUCGAGCGCCAUAAGCCGUCAAGUUCACACUCGGGCUUUUCUCGUACCACCCUCUUUCUCAUUCCCUAGGCGGAGAUUAACGAUAACGGCUGCAGAGUCCGACGCAAAUGAAGUUAAAUCUCAGCUACGAGAAAAAGCUCCAGCUAGAACUGGUUCAAGUUCCGAUCCACUGUUCGGUAACAAAGGAGCUACCCAGGAAACUGAUAAAUGGAAGAUUCGUCUUCAACUUACAAAGCCUGUCAGCUGGCCUAUAUUGGUUUGGGGUGUAGUUUGUGGUGCUGCUGCUUCUGGACAAUUCAACUGGAAUCUUGAAGAUGUUGCCAAAUCAUUUGUGUGCAUGGUGAUGUCUGGCCCAUUCCUUACUGGUUAUACGCAGACGCUAAAUGAUUGGUAUGACCGAGAAAUUGAUGCAAUCAUUGAACCAUAUCGACCAAUUCCUUCAGGGGCUAUAUAUGAAAAUGAGGUUAUCACUCAAAUAUGGGUGCUGCUAACAGGAGGUCUUGCCUUGGCUGGCAUAUUGGACGUAUGGGCAGGGCAUAAUUCCCCUAUAGUUUUCUGCCUUGCCGUUAGUGGAUCACUGCUGUCAUCUAUAUAUUCUGCGCCUCCUUUAAAGCUAAAACUAAACGGAUGGAUUGGAAACUUUGCCCUUGGAGCUAGAUACAUCAGUUUGCCAUGGUGGACCAGUCAGGCUUUAUUUGGGACUCUUACACUUAAUGCAGUCAUUAUCACCCUCUUAUACAGCAUAUCAGGGCUGGGCAUCGCUAUUAUUGAGGACAUCAAAAGGAUUGAAAGGGAUACAGCUGUGGGGCUUCAGUCUCUUCCAGUUGCUCUUGGCACUGAAACUGCCAAAUGGAUAUGUGUUAGUGCUACUGACAUUGCACAAUUAUCUGUUGCUGGAUAUCUUCUUUGGAUUAGUAAACCAUAUUAUGCUUUGGCUUUACUUGCCUUGAUAAUUCCGCAGAUCUAUUUUCAGUUUCAGUACUUCCUCAAAGACCCUGUGAAGUACGAUGUUGACUAUCAGACAAGCGCAGUGCCAUUUUUCGCUCUUGGCUUGUUGGUGACUGCUUUCGCAACUAGCCAUUGAUCUUCUGCAAAAGUUAUCAUGUGGCACGGAAGCAAUUAAGCAAAGCUGAAAGUUAAGCGGGCUAUGCACAGCUUCUUCUUUUACCACUUGUAAACUAAUGUCCCGUUUGGCUAUAAGGGUGGGAGCAUUUUUUCUUUCUAUCCUUUGUACAAUAUCUAUUUAUAUUUCACCUUGCCGCUGAAUGCUCAUUGAAUUUGAGGUUAACAAACAGAUUCAGGCGAAGUUCGUGAAUCAUGAUGCCAGUUUGGGAUGUUGGUUGAAAAGUGAUUCUUUAUUUA